UAAAAAUAAAAUUGGUAACAACUAACAAAUGACACCCCGUUUUUGUCCUCUUAAAGGGUUUUAGGAAACUCUUUUUGAUAGGUAAACUUCGAUAAUUGGGGUUGUGGCUCCCUCUUCCUGUUGUAGUUCGUUUGAAGAUCUAUUUCUGGACCUCCAUUGAAGAUGAAGAUGCAUACGGGAGCCUUCAAUGGCAACAUGAAGAAAGCACUUGCUGGUUUGAAACGCAUUAAUUUGGAUGGUCUGCGUUGGAGGGUUUUUGAUGCCAAAGGCCAGGUUCUUGGGAGGUUAGCAUCACAAAUUUCUACUGUUCUCCAAGGGAAGGAUAAACCAACAUACACUCCUAAUCGUGAUGAUGGAGAUAUGUGCAUAGUCCUAAAUGCAAAGGACAUCUGCGUCACAGGGAGGAAACUUACAGAUAACUAUUAUCGGUGGCAUACCGGAUAUGUGGGCCACCUUAAGGAAAGAACUUUGAAGGAUCAGAUGUCAAAGGAUCCCACUGAAGUAAUUCGUAAAGCUGUUCUCCGAAUGCUUCCCAGAAAUAAAUUACGUGAUGAUAGAGAUCGGAAACUUAGGAUAUUUACCGAUGAGGAACAUCCGUUUGCUGAUAGAGCCCUCGAGCCAUACAUGAUGCCUCCUAGACAAGUGCGAGAAAUGCGACCCCGUGCAAGAAGAGCCUUGAUUCGUGCACAAAAGAAAGUAGAUCAACAAGGUGUUACCGCUAGUUCCAAAAAUGGGAAGAAGGAAGAAAAAGCGGAAGCGAGUUCAUGAAGGUCUCGAAGGCAUGAUGUUUCUCCAAUCAAGAGCUUUCAUGUAUAAGAAUAUUUGAAUGCCAAUGGAGUUUACUCAACUAGAAGUAUAAUCAACACGGUACCGUGGCUUGUAUGGCUGGCAUUGGAAGAACUUUGACAUAGUUUUUGUUUUCUUCCUUGUUAGAUUUGAUUACUACCGUACCGACUAGUUCUAGAUAUAAUUGGACAAAUUGUUAAUGAUGCAAAGUCUAAUUGUUUAUAAUGGCAUAUUAAGGGCUUAUUAAUUGCUCUUGCUUGAGAAUACACUUUCCAAAUAUAUAGUCAUGAUUGGUACCCUAAAGUUAAGAGGAAAACUUCCUUUAGUAGCACUUGGGUUCUUCAUGUGAUCCCUCUUCGUAAAGUCUAUCUAUCUAUCUAUCUUGUCAUCUUAUCGAUCAAGCAGCUAUU
Molecule: messenger RNA, 1196 nt
Organism: Amaranthus tricolor (Joseph's coat)
Lineage: Eukaryota; Viridiplantae; Streptophyta; Magnoliopsida; Caryophyllales; Amaranthaceae
Exons: 5
Coding region: 163-768 (201 amino acids)
Biological process (GO): negative regulation of translation; translation
Cellular component (GO): ribosome; mitochondrial large ribosomal subunit
Molecular function (GO): structural constituent of ribosome; mRNA binding
Source: RefSeq, a predicted model, not a curated record